AUGGCGACGCCUUCACACUCAGGCGGCACAAUGCACGCCACAGUCACAUCACCAUUCAAGUUCCUCAUGGGUUCAACACACAGCGCCCCCGACAUGUCGGUUAAUGCCCUGGUCGACCGCUUCACAACCCUUGAAGUCAAGGACCGCGACGAAGACUCGGCGAAACGCACAGUAAGACGGCUUGAAGCUGCUCUAAGGAGAGCAGAGAUGGCCCGCGAGGAGGCAGAGACCGAAGCUACGAGCUUGCGCGACGAGCUCAGAGAGCAGAGAGACAUGGCCGAGGAGCGUCUGCGCGAGAAGACCGACUUGCGCCAGAGACUGGACGAGUAUGAGAAAAAGUACGAAAAGGCCAAGGAGCGCUUCAAGCAGCAAAAAGUUAAGCACGAAGAACAACUGCGCAAGGUGCAAAGAGACUACAUGGAGCGCGAGAAGCUGCACUGGAGACAGCAGCAGCAACUACAAGAAGAAGCCGAUUGGGAGAAGAAGUUGCGCGCCGAUUCAAACGACCUGAUUGCUUUCCUGGAGAUUGACCACAUCGUUGCUCUUCAAACACUGAAAGACAAGCACCUCGAGCUACUCGCAAAUCAACAGCGCGCCGCACCUCAGGUCCAACGUCGCGAGGACCCAAUCGACGACUUUGAGAUCGAGAUCGACACACCUAAGAAGCAAGAAGACGAGCCAAUGCCCGAAGCACCUUGCGAGCCUGCUCAGCACGACUACGCUGUCGAAGACACUCCCGAGCCAGAGGCUGCCCAUAUCCGCACCUCUCACACACCCGUCCGCAGCCACUCCAGCACGCCAGUCGCUCACGACUCACCUCAGAACACCACGACUCCCAUUCCCCCACCAACAACCAGCACGAAACAAACCCUUCGCGUACCUAUAAACUUCAACGACGACGAAGAAGACCCAUCCUCAACCAGCGACAAAGAAAACUCCUUGCCUCUGCUCCAACCACCACGUACACCCAUCCCUUCUUCCCGUACCGUCAGCGCACCGCCUCACCAUCUCAAAACACCCAUGACGAUCUCUUGCUCAACGCCAGCAGCGCACCCAAACAUCCCUGACUUCUUGAAUACGCCUAUUGACAGAGAGGCUGCGCUUGCAGCUAUCAGAGAGAGAAGAGGUAGAGCUAAGAGCAAUGGUGCUGCGAACAUGGCUACUCCGCGACGACUAGGCAGAGAUGCUUCAGCACCACCUGGAGCCAGGGCUGUUGGAUCUAGAUCUAAGAGUCGUGGUCCUUGA
Messenger RNA from Aureobasidium melanogenum CBS 110374, 1245 nucleotides. RefSeq lists its product as uncharacterized. The coding region runs from base 1 to 1245 and encodes 414 amino acids. The transcript has 2 exons. The record is from RefSeq and is a predicted model, not a curated record. Lineage: Eukaryota; Fungi; Ascomycota; Dothideomycetes; Dothideales; Saccotheciaceae.